AUGGGAUACAAGACCAACUAUGAGCUUUAUUCUCGAGGAAGCAUCGACAGCAGACGGUUACCCCCGUCAGAGGAGCUUCUCUCACCGUUAGCAAAACUCUACCCGCAUGUCGCGGCUCUGCAGCCACAAUACAAUCCCGACAGCUGCACAUUCACCGGUUACCAUGACACGGGAUUUUGGGCUGCGGCGUACACGAUACAGCCUAUCGAAGAAUCCUCUGUGCCCAUUCGUCGCACCAGUGACUCCUUAGCCGAGACGAUUUAA
Messenger RNA from Penicillium digitatum Pd1, 264 nucleotides. The record is from RefSeq and is a predicted model, not a curated record. Lineage: Eukaryota; Fungi; Ascomycota; Eurotiomycetes; Eurotiales; Aspergillaceae.